Molecule: messenger RNA, 1360 nt
Organism: Annulohypoxylon truncatum
Lineage: Eukaryota; Fungi; Ascomycota; Sordariomycetes; Xylariales; Hypoxylaceae
Exons: 2
Coding region: 1-915 (304 amino acids)
Source: RefSeq, a predicted model, not a curated record
AUGGCAAGCAUUACCAACACCGUCAAUGAGGGUAAAUGGGGGAAGGAAACGGAAAAGCAGCUCGGCGUCGAAGACCUCGAAUCGUGGAGAAACGAGAUGUACGUGAACACGAUUCCAUGGGAAUACGACCGGUUUCGUGAGCUUUUGGAGAGGUAUAGCAAGAUCCCUCCGAACGAAGUUGAAGCGGAGAUAUUCAAAAUUCGGAACGAAGCUUGGGGACUCGUCAAGUAUCCCUGCAUCGGUCACUUCACCUAUGUGAAACUCCCCGAAUUCGGCGGUGACGACAUAGAGAUGCAAAAGGCUAUCGAGCGCCUGAGGGCGCCCGACUCGCAAGACGCCUUUCUGGAACUCGGUGGUUUCAUAUUCCAGACGAUCCGGCGCCUCGUCUUCGAGGGCGUCGACUCCACCCGCUUGUAUGGAACCGACCUACACGCCGAGUUCAUCGAGUUAGGGUACAAGCAAUUUCGCGACCGCGAAACACUCAAAGCUACUCUUGUGGCAGGGGACCUACUACUCCCGAACGAAGAGUACGCGGGUAGCGAGUUAGCCUGCACUUUCGACGGGAAAAUCAGCGUUGCCCACGCAUCUAAUUUCUUCCAUCUGUUCAGCUGGGAGUCGCAGCUCGUCAUCUGUGAGCGUAUUAUCCAUUUUUUUCGGCGCGAUCUAAGCGCGAAACAUCCGGCCGUGCUAUUCGGGUCACAUAUGGGUAGUUGUAAGCCGGGAAAGACAGAAUUUUUUGGGACUUUCUUACAUGAUGAGAUGACGUUCCAGUUGCUGUGGGACACGGUUGGAGAAAGGACGGCUACGCGCUGGAAAGUGGAAAUGCAGAUCGUGGGGGCCGCCACCUCAAAGCCGAACGCUUACGGCAAAGAUGCGAGAAUGGUGCGUUACGUUGUGAGUCAGGUGGCGAGUUAGAGAAGUACGGUAGUCAAACGGCCUGACAGCUAGGUAACACGGCAGCCGUACCAUUUAUAUAGCAUUUGAAUACCUAGGUGUCGGUGGAUAGGGAGGUAGGUAACCACGCAUGAAUGCGACACAGGAAUAAGGCAAUAUAUACCGAGGCACCUACCUACAUCCUUCAAUUGUAUAGGUGGUACGGUUGUGAGGCGCAGCAAUAUGUCGGAGCUGAUCCUCUAGUGCUACCACACUCUGUGUGUGCAAGUGGCCGAGUCGGUGAUCUACCCGUCUCAUCCGAACCUGGAAGUUAUUCCGUAGACUCAAUCGGCAUCUCUGCCUUGGAGCCCUACGGUGGUACCAUGGAGGUUGAAAGCUGAGGCACAAAAAUAGCUCUUCCUCUAGCCUUCGGUGGCCCCUAUGCGUGCUUGAUCGUCGGUCACUCUGUACCUAGGAAAUAAAAGAA